CCCCCCCCGGGGCCGGCGCCUUUAGCGCGUACAGAACAAAGUCGUUGCAUGCAGCGCACAUUAGGGACCUUUCGCACCCCGCGUACGGAUACGAAACGAAUGCUGAUUCGUCACCUGGGUUCGAGGAUUCGUCAGAGUCCCUGCGGAGAACUCGUUUUCACGAAUGGAAGCCUCUUCAUUCGUGGCACGCUCCGAAUCCGUCAGGUACACAUUUAUUUGGAUAGGUAGACAUGUUUUGCAAGGUACACAUUUUUCCCUUGAUUCCAUGAUCCAUGCACGUGUGCCUGUAAAAACCCGUACGCCAAGCUACCGGCGCCCGCGGCCGUAUUCGUAGUUGCCAUGCACAUUUGCAUGACGACUUGCGAAACCUGAAAUCUGUUUUCAACGAAACGAUUACGAGCCGAAUCAAACUUUCGUUUCGCAUUCGUUUCGUAGCAAAUGCGAAAGGUCCCUACUGUUGAUACGAUUCGACCAGCAGCAGCGCGUAAUAAUGCAUGCCAUGGCUGCAUGGCCAGCGCCCUGCGACCGCUCAUUCAUCAUUUUGUAAUGUCCGCUUCACUUAUACUAUUAAUCGCAUUAAUAAAGUUAUUGUCUCCUCGUCGCCUUUUUAAUUUUAGUUUAGUUUUUUUUAAUAGUUUAGUUUUUCUUCUCUUCUUCUUUCUAUAUAAUUUUUGCUUUGCCCGUACAGCAGUGCAGUACAUGCAGGGGCUUUACCGGUUGGAAAAAAAUGAAUAGCCUAUUAUUAUAACGUGGAUCACCCACGUACGCGUUUCCGUUACGUGGGAACUAAACCUCCCUAUUACUAGUAUAGUAUAGUAAUUAGUAGCUAGAAACCGCCUGGAUAUGCACAUGCCGUGCGUGCCAGUGCUUCUAGUAGUUCCUAGUAGGAGAAAGAGAAAUGAGCCAUGGCAGAGAACAUGGAUACGUAUAAAUGGUGUCCUUUGGACGUUUUCAAGAAGAAGAUAGUGCCAGGAGAAGUGGAUGAUGGAAGGCGCUUUGCUUUAGUUGUUUUAAACCAGCCAAUUGAACCAGUAAAGCAUGUUUUCCGUCAUCUGUGGCAUAACGCCCACGUCAAGGUUCUUGUUGAUGGAGCAGUUAACCGUGUGGCUUCAUGCUUUGGAGACUCUUAUUCUGAGUAUGACCUCCAUGGUGUGUGCUGUGUAUGUGCCUGACAUUGUCUGCGGGGAUUUUGAUUCUGCUGACGAGGAGCUAUUGGACCACCAUCGCUCUACCCAAGGCGUUGCAGUACACCACACACCUGACCAGAACUACACGGACUUCCAUAAAUCACUGCAAGUGUUGGUGACACAUAUGUCUGUCCAUCCCCAAUCUAAGGUUGACGAAGUGUUUGUGUUGGGAGCGUUUGGAGGCCGCGUUGAUCAAUACUUUGCCAACGUUAAUGUCCUCCACAGUGUUCAGGCUACGGUUCCUCUGCCGAUUUAUCUACUCGAUGACAUCAAUCUGACAUGGCUCUUACGUAGUGGCCAGCACAUUAUUGAUGUUUGCAGUGGACUUGAAGGUGAUUGGUGUGGGCUUGUACCAGUUGGCUCAACGUGUGAGUCAGUAACCACUAGUGGUCUACAUUGGGAUCUAGAGGGUGACAGGAUGGAGUUCGGUGGUCUUAUCAGUACAUCUAAUCGUCUCGCUACACCCACUCCGCAUUCUGUGUCUGUUUCUUGUUCUCAUGCACUACUUUGGUGUAUUGGCAUCAACACCAGUAGCAUUUCUAGAGGUGAACAAUCAAGCACAUAGCAUGCAUUGGAGGAUAACUCUUUUUAUUCCCGUAGCUAUGCAAAAGACGUUACUUCAGUAACGUCUGGCGCUAGCCAGGGUUCACACAGCUUUAAUUCCCGUAGCUAUGCAGAAGACGUUACUUCAGUAACGUCUGGCGCUAGCCAGGGUCCACACAGCUUUAAGUUGGUAUUUGUUUGUUUGUUUGUGUCACGCCUGGCGCUAUCCCGUAUCUGUCCCGUACCGUACCAUCAAACACAGCUGGCCACAUACAGCUGGCCGCAAUAUUCAAAUAGGGCUUUCAAAUGCAAGAUCAUAACGUGAAGCAACUUGGAAGAAUGA
Sycon ciliatum is the source of this 2073-nucleotide messenger RNA. RefSeq names its product thiamin pyrophosphokinase 1-like. The record is from RefSeq and is a predicted model, not a curated record. Gene Ontology annotation, molecular function: thiamine diphosphokinase activity; thiamine binding; ATP binding. Bases 1039 to 1752 code for a protein of 237 amino acids. The transcript is spliced from 8 exons. Lineage: Eukaryota; Metazoa; Porifera; Calcarea; Leucosolenida; Sycettidae. Gene Ontology annotation, biological process: thiamine diphosphate biosynthetic process; thiamine metabolic process.